AUGCUCGCUGCCCCUCCUCUAAAGCCUCCUUUUGCGCCUCUAAUCCAUCAACUUCCUCUGCUCGCCGCGGCCCCUCUCCGAGUCCGUCUCAUUUUUCAUCGGCCAUCCUUUCCGGCGCCGUUUGUCCCAUUCAGCCACAGCAUUUCUUCUCCGACUGCUUCGUUGCAUCUGCGGACCCUUGCCCGUUCAUCACCACCACAACUCGCUGCUCGUUCAUGCCCCUCGCCCCGGCGCAACUUCUCGCAAUACCCCCCGCGCAACAUCACCUCCACCAUGGCCCAAGACUUUGAGUCUAUUCUCAAGGGCAAGUACCCCGGCAAGGCGCACGCCAAGCGUGUCGUACAGAUCCUUCGCGAAAAGGGCGCCGCCGCCGAUGGCUUCAUCUACCUCGAGGCCCGCCACACCCAGAUGCAGGAAGACAAUGACGGGCCUGUGCCAUUCCGUCAACGCCGCUUCUUCUACUACCUCACCGGCUGCAACCUCGCCGACUGCUACUUCAUUUACGACAUCCAGGCCGACAAGUCCACCCUCUUCAUUCCUCCCAUCGACCUUGAAGAUGUCAUCUGGUCCGGCCUGCCCACCACCAUUGACGACGCCCUCAAGCUUUACGACGUCGACGACGUAAAGCCCAACACCGAGCUCUCCGCUACCCUCGCCAAGCUCGCCGCCGCCAGCCCCAAGACCACCGUUUACACCAUUGCCGGUCAGGUCUCGGACCACGUCUCCCUCGACGUCUUCGGCGCCAAGGACCUCAAGGCCGUUAAACCGGCCAUCGAGCUCGCUCGCGUCACCAAGGACGAGUACGAAGUCGCCCUGAUUCGCCGCGCCAACUACGUCUCCGGCCUCGGCCACAUCGCCGCCAUGAAGCGCGCCAAGUCGGCCAAGUCGGAGCAGGAGCUCGAGGCCUCGUUCCUCGAGCGCUGUUACUCGUACAACUCCAAGGAAAUGUCUUACCACCCCAUCUUUGCCAGCGGCCGCGCCGCCGCCACUCUGCACUACGUCGACAACACCUGCCCCCUCGACGGCAAGCAAAAUGUUCUCGUCGACGCCGGCGCCGAGUGCAACAACUAUUGCGCCGACAUUACCCGCACCUUUCCCAUCAGCGGCAAGUUCACCAAGGAAUCCCGCGCCAUCUAUGACAUUGUCCUCAAGAUGAAGAAUGAGACUAGCGCACGCCUCAAGGGCGGCGUCAACUACGACGAUCUCCACGUUCUCGCCCACACCAUUGCCAUUGACGGUCUGCUCGAGCUCGGCAUUUUCAAGGGUGACCGGGAAGAGAUUCUCGCCGCCCGCACAUCGGCAGCUUUCUUCCCCCACGGACUUGGCCACCACCUCGGCAUGGACUGCCACGACACCUGCGGCGGCCAGAACCGCCAGGACCCGGACAAGCUCUUUCCGAACCUGCGUCUGCGCGGCAUUGUGCCCACCAACUCUGUUGUCACUAUUGAGCCCGGUGUGUACUUUUGCGAAUUCAUCAUCAAGCCCUACCUCAAAGACCCCGUCCACAGCAAAUUCAUCAACCAAGACGUCCUCGACAAGUACUGGGACGUCGGCGGUGUCCGCAUCGAGGAUGAUAUUCUUGUCACCGAGACGGGUCACGAAAAUCUGACCAAGCUACCCACCACGGCCGCCGAGAUUGAGGCCAUUGUCGCCAGCGCAUAA
Messenger RNA from Beauveria bassiana ARSEF 2860, 1662 nucleotides. Its product is annotated as metallopeptidase family M24. The coding region runs from base 1 to 1662 and encodes 553 amino acids. The transcript has 4 exons. The record is from RefSeq and is a predicted model, not a curated record. NCBI's taxonomy places the organism in Eukaryota, Fungi, Ascomycota, Sordariomycetes, Hypocreales, Cordycipitaceae. Gene Ontology annotation, molecular function: manganese ion binding; metalloaminopeptidase activity.